AUAGAACGAGUUCAUAUUUUCAUUUUUUAAGACAAAGAUGGAAGCAUGCAUGUGCUAUGGUCAUGCUUUGCCACAAUAAGUGUUAUCCUGGUCAUUCUUGCUCCGACAGUUGCCAGUGUUCUACAAUGUUAUAAAUGUAAUACAGUUGUGGACACAGAUUGUGAUGACCCAUUCCGUAACCAUGACUCCCCCACAGAUUGUCCUACAGUGUGUGUCAAGAUUAUGUUGGCAGGAACAGUUGAGCGAGGGUGUUUUGAAAACCAAUCUCCACUCCCUGUGACGGGCCCAGGUGGGUCAGGCUGCGUCUCCCAAUAUAUACCAAUGAAAGGCAUGAAAACUAUUUGUAGAUGCAGUACCCCACGCUGUAACGGUGCGGUGGGAAGAGGCAGCCUGGUGUACAUAUCUCUCCUCCUCACAGGGCUUGCUCUGGUCUCAUUCUUGGUGUUAUAAUAAGCAUACUGGGCUUGUAGUGAACCUAUGUUGAUCAUGUUCAUGGUGACUUAGCCAAUGGACCUGUGUAAUGACUUAGCCAAUGGACCUGUGUUUAACCUGUACAAGCCUACAUAACUGUGUUUAACCUGUACAAGCCUACGGACCUGUGUUGAAGGAGCACUGACCUAUUACCAAUGCCUCCAGCCUACAGACCUGAGAUGAAAAUGUACGAGCCUACAGACAUGUGUUGAAUGUGUACAGGCCUAUGGACCUGUGUUGAAUAUGUAGAAGCAUACAUACAUGUUUUGAACGUGUACAGACCUAUGGACCUGUGUUGAAUAUGUAGAAGCAUACAAACAUGUGUAUAACCUGUACAAGCCUAGAUAUGUUGAAUAUACAAUGACCAUGUGCUGUGAUCACUCCUGAUGAGAGAAACAAACACAAAUGCUCUACCUCCUGUAUUAAUGUAUUAUGGAUAUACCUGACCAAUUAUAUCACCUGAUAUUCAUCUCUUUUGUACCUGGAUCGGUUGCAGAAUUUUUUGUUUAAAAGAUAAUCUUAAAUUUCAUUUAACUAAUUAUAUAAAAUUCUUUGAAAAAUUCAACAUUGUAAUUAGUAGGUUAAUUUACUAUAUUAUAUAAGGGAAGUUGAAUCUACAAGUAUGGUAGUUCUAGUUUGACCUACCACCCAAGUAUGGUAGUUCAAGUGAAAUUUUCACCUCAAGUACUUUUCUUCUAGUGGGACAGACACAAGAUGAUAAAUAAUGUAUAUAUAUACAGACAAAUUUUCUAGGUAAAAGUAAAUAAAUACCAACAGCAGUUUUUAAGUUUUGCAUAUUAUUCACUAUUUUCAGGAUGAUUUUCUAUUUAUCAUAACGUUUAUUAUCA
This is a messenger RNA of Mizuhopecten yessoensis (Yesso scallop), 1319 nucleotides long. RefSeq lists its product as uncharacterized. The record is from RefSeq and is a predicted model, not a curated record. Gene Ontology annotation, biological process: positive regulation of voltage-gated potassium channel activity; regulation of synaptic transmission, cholinergic; sleep. NCBI's taxonomy places the organism in Eukaryota, Metazoa, Mollusca, Bivalvia, Pectinida, Pectinidae. The transcript is spliced from 4 exons. Bases 46 to 450 code for a protein of 134 amino acids.